This is a messenger RNA of Fomitopsis serialis, 1335 nucleotides long. RefSeq lists its product as uncharacterized. The coding region runs from base 1 to 1335 and encodes 444 amino acids. The record is from RefSeq and is a predicted model, not a curated record. NCBI's taxonomy places the organism in Eukaryota, Fungi, Basidiomycota, Agaricomycetes, Polyporales, Fomitopsidaceae. The transcript has 3 exons.
AUGGAGCAAGACGUCAGUGGCGGGGUCAAGAAACCGUUCUGGGUGGACUUGCCGUACACAGACAUCCACCUCUCCAUUACCCCAGACGUCUUGCAUCAGCUUUACCAGGGCGUAUUCAAGCACCUGGUAUCUUGGUGUCAGGAUAUCCUGGGCUCCAAGGAGCUAGAUAGGCGUCUGCGCACGCUUCCCAAGGCCUAUGGCAUCCGACACUUCAAGCACGGUAUUUCGUCCCUCUCGCAGAUCACUGGCAAAGAGCGCAAGGACAUGGCUCGUGUGCUCCUGGCCUGUCUGAUAGGCAAGAUUCCCAAGUCUCUCCUUCUCGCUUUUCGCUCCCUCCUCGAUUUCAUCUACCUCGCGCAGUACCCGACGCACGACGACGACACCCUUGGAUACAUGACAGAUGCCCUGAACACGUUUCACAAGCACAAGGACAUCUUGGUGAAGCUGGGUAUACGCGACCACCUCAACAUCCCAAAAUUCCACUCCCUUCUCCAUUACGUCGACUCUAUCCGUCUCUUUGGCACCACGGACAACUACAAUACGGAGAUGUUUGAGCGUCUUCACAUCGACUUCGCGAAGGAUGCGUGGAGGGCGUCCAAUCACCGAGACGAAUUCCCCCAGAUGGUGAAGUGGAUCAGCCGCCGAGAGAAGAUGAUGUUGUAUGAGCUCCAUUGCGCACCUGGAUUCACCACGGCCCUGGCGACCUUCAUCAACGAUUUACAGCCCUCAGAACUUCGACUUAAUCGACGCGAAUUCGCGCGCACCUGGCUACCCUUUGAUCGUGUCGACGUCUAUCACAAGUUUCGUUUCAGCCCUUGCGAGUUGUCCGACGGUAGGGAGGAGAUAGACGUUGUAAAAUGCAUCCCUGGAUCCAUUGCGAAGGGGAGAAAAUCUCGCUUCGACACAGUCAUUGUGCUCGAGAACGAGCAGGCCGAGUCCACCGGGGUACAAGGUACGCGAGCGGGAAGAGUGAAGGUUAUAUUCACGCUACCCAAGAAGUUUCACGCGAGGCGAGGAGGCGGAUCGGCCCCCGCAUGGUGGCCCAAAGGACCGCUCGCCUAUGUGGAGUGGUACACUCGGUUUUCCGGUACAGCUGAUCCAACGCAUCUCAUGUAUGCAGUCAAUCGACCGCCGCUACGCUCGGAUGGUCUGCCGCAAGGCAAAAUCAUCCCAGUAUCACAAAUACGCCAGUCUUGCCAACUGGUACCGGCGUAUCCAGAUAGGUCUCAAGGUGUUGUUCCGCCAGACUGGACCUCUGAGAAUGUUCUUGACAAAGCUGACAAGCUUUUUAUUAACAACUGGGCAAGCAUGUACUCGUAUCAGACUAUGUGGUAG